Messenger RNA from Plasmodium inui San Antonio 1, 2853 nucleotides. RefSeq names its product glutamine synthetase. Lineage: Eukaryota; Apicomplexa; Aconoidasida; Haemosporida; Plasmodiidae. Gene Ontology annotation, cellular component: cytosol. Bases 1 to 2853 code for a protein of 950 amino acids. The transcript is spliced from 2 exons. Gene Ontology annotation, biological process: glycolytic process; gluconeogenesis. The record is from RefSeq and is a predicted model, not a curated record. Gene Ontology annotation, molecular function: phosphoglycerate kinase activity; ATP binding; ADP binding.
AUGUUGGGAAACAAGCUCAGCAUCACCGACGUGAAGGACAUCAAGGGGAAGAAGGUCCUAGUGCGCGUAGAUUUCAACGUGCCAAUUGAAAAUGGAGUGAUAAAAGAUACGAACCGAAUAACGGCUACGCUGCCCACGAUUCACCACUUGAAGAAGGAAGGAGCGUCUAAGAUUAUCCUCAUUUCGCAUUGCGGAAGGCCGGACGGUUGCAAGAAUCUAAAAUACACCUUAAAGCCCGUUGCAGAAACGUUAAAGGGAUUACUCGGCGAGGAGGUGCUUUUCCUGAACGACUGUGUAGGAGAAGAAGUACAAAAACAGAUAAACCAAGCCAAGGACAAUUCAGUCAUUCUUCUCGAAAAUCUGCGAUUUCAUCUAGAAGAAGAAGGAAAAGGGGUAGAUUCCUCUGGAAAUAAAAUAAAGGCAAAGAAAGAAGACAUAGAGAAGUUCCAAAAUGAAUUAACCAAAUUAGGAGACAUCUUUAUUAAUGAUGCUUUCGGAACAGCUCACCGGGCACACUGCAGCAUGGUUGGAGUGAAACUCAGUGUGAAAGCAUCUGGAUUUUUGAUGAAAAAAGAAUUAGAAUAUUUUAGUAAAGCUUUGGAAAAUCCACAGAGACCUCUACUAGCCAUUUUAGGUGGAGCCAAAGUAUCAGACAAAAUUCAAUUAAUAAAGAAUCUGCUAGAUAAGGUUGAUAAAAUGAUAAUCGGUGGAGGUAUGGCUUACACGUUUAAGUAUGUUUUGAAUAAUAUGAAAAUAGGAGAUUCACUUUUUGAUGAAGCUGGUAGCAAAAUUGUAAAUGAAAUUAUGGAGAAGGCCAAAGCGAAGAAGGUAGAGAUUUACCUCCCUGUCGAUUUUAAAGUGGCUGACAAAUUUGAUAAUAAUGCCAAUACUAAGAUUGUGACGGAGAACGAAGGCAUUGAGGAUCAUUGGAUGGGACUUGAUGCUGGACCUAAGAGUAUCGAAAAUUAUAAGGACGUCAUUUUAAGCUCCAAGACGAUUAUUUGGAAUGGACCCCAGGGGGUAUUUGAGAUGCCCAAUUUUGCCAAGGGUAGUAUUGAAUGCCUCAACUUUGUCAUUGAAGCUACGAAGAAGGGAGCCAUAACCAUCGUUGGUGGAGGAGAUACUGCUUCGCUAGUGGAACAACAACAGAAGAAGAACGAAAUUAGCCAUGUAUCUACCGGGGGAGGGGCUUCCCUUGAGUUACUAGAGGGGAAGGAGCUCCCAGAACCCUUCCAGUUCUCGAGCGCAGCCGAGCUGUUCGCCUUCAUACAGGACGAGAAGAAUGACGUGGAGAUAGUGGCGUGCAUCAUUAGCAACCUCCUGGGCAGUUUCUUCAAAUGCUUCUUCUAUGUGCCGGAAAUUUCUCUGGCCAAAUUGGAGAACGGCUUCCCUUUUGACGGGUCCUCCAUAAAGCUAUGCGCAGAUGCAGAGGUCAGUGACUUCUACAUAAAGGUGGACGUGUCCACGUGCUUCAUGGAGAAGUGUGACGGAAGGAACAUGCUAAAUGUAUUAUGCGACAUCAAGAGGUAUAACGGGUUUGACUACUACAAAUGUCCGCGAACCAUUUUGAAGAAGACGUGCAAUUUUGUCAAGAAGGAAAAUAUAGCAGACAGCAUAUUCAUAGGGAACGAAAUUGAGUUUUUCAUUUUCGACAAGGUGAAUUUUGGUCUCGAUGAUUACGACAGUUAUUUGAAGGUCUACGACAGGGAGGCUUUUUCCUGUAAAAAUGGUGGCAAUGGAAAUUCUACCACAAGUAAUGGAGAACAUGGUACUACAAUCAGCCUCGCCUGCCAGAACUGCGCUGGCAACAUUCCUACAAAUGAUGACAGCAAGAAGGUGAAAAAAAAAUGCGGUUAUUUUGCCACAGACCCAUAUGAUACUUCCAACAUGAUUAAGCUUCGAAUUUGUAGAAUCUUAAACAGCCUGAAUAUCCACGUGCAGAAAUAUCACCAUGAGGUUUCGACUAGCCAACACGAGAUAUCUUUGAGAUAUUUUGACGCUGUUAGAAAUGCAGAUAAUUUAAUCAUCACCAAACAGGUAAUAAAAAGUAUCGUUCACAAUUUCAACCGAACGGCUACCUUCAUGCCGAAACCUCUAGUAAGUGACAAUGGAAGUGGCCUACACUGCAACAUUUCCCUCUGGAAGGAUAACAAAAACAUAUUCUUUGCUGAUGACCCCUCCACCUUUUUCCUUUCCAAAGAGGCCUUCUAUUUUAUGAAUGGAAUUAUUAAACAUGCCAGAGCGUUACAGGCCUUUUGCAAUUCUACGAUGAAUUCGUAUAAAAGGUUAGUCCCAGGAUUUGAAACUUGCCAGAAGCUCUUUUACUCCUUUGGCUCCAGAAAUGCUGUUAUUAGGUUGUCUAUGAUUAAUUACAACAAUCCAAAUGAAAAGCGAAUUGAGUUCCGACUGCCUGAUUAUGCCAACUCGCCUCACUUAGUCCUGGCCGCCAUCAUCCUGGCAGGAUAUGAUGGUAUCAAAUCGAAGGAACAACCACUGGUGCCAUUCGAGAGUAAAGAUAACAACUUUUUUAUUUCCAGCAUUUUUUCUAAUUACGUUGAUAACACACAGAAUUUUAAAACUCUCACACAUGCACUGGAGGGCUAUGACAGCAUUCAUCAGAUGAAGAAGAGCCCAGAAUUUGUUAACUUCUUCACCUGCAAGGAGCCCGACAGCAUAUGCUUUUCUCUGGAGGCGAGUUUGGAUGCCCUGGAGAAGGACCACACCUUUUUGACGGUAGACGGAAUCUUCACGGAGGAAGUCAUUGAGGAGUAUAUAAAGUUCAAGAGGGACGAGAUAGCGGGCUACAGAAAGAAGAUCACUCCGUACGAUUACUAUUUAUAUUACGACUGCUAG